AUGGCGGACGACCCAGAUGGAGCCAAUCCCCCAAUCCCAGGAUACGGUCCAGGGAUUGAUUGGAUGGGGAUAGGAGACGACGAUGAGAUUCCCUUAGGCCCUGACGACUUCCUUCCUCCUCAGAUCUACAGUGGCGAAGAUAUGCCUGACUUUGACGACGAUAUGCCUUUUUUCGCUAUUCUGUCAGCGGAUGCGUAUCUAGAUUCGAGGCAGAACAAGCUACGCCAUCUUCAGCAAGAAGACUUGUUGGCAGAGAAGAGAUUUUUAGAAACAGCUUUUAAAUUUGACUCAAAGCCGGAAAAAGAAGGGCACUGGCAUAGAUCUGACAUGGAAUAUGGAAUGGUGCUUCAAUUACUCAGCGAAAUCUGUGAAAAGCAGUCUAUGAAUCCUAAGGAUCCCUGGGUUACAGCAAACGGUACUGUGAAGGGAGAAGAGGGUGACUUUGAUGGGAGAUUCGAAAAUUAUCCAAGUGUGAGUAAUCAUCUAGGGUUGCCUAUUUCCGCCUAGCUCGGUAUGAUCGUGUUAUGUAUUGAUGUUGUCACAUAGGAUAGAGGGACAUGGACCAGAAACCCCACCUCGGUAGCAGCCCUAGGAAAACCCAUAGUUCUGCACUUUUUCAAAUAUUUACAGAAGUGGGAAGCUGAUGGUAAAGAACUCAGCUAUAAUUCACGCACGGUUCUAGCACGUCGACUAAGACUUAUCGACUUCCUAACAUUGUCCCGCCGCUUUGCAGAUCCAGGCAAUCUGGAGCUGGCAAGACUAAUCAGGGCAGCCGAAGAAGGACUUGAGGAUCUUGGUAUCAAAGAUAAGGACCUGAAAAUUGCUUGGGUCCUCUACCGGGUUUGGAUACGUCUUCUUCACUAUCGCUCCCUAAGUUUAGGCGAAAAUGAAUUUGGCAAGGCGCACCUUACAUGGAUGAUAAAUAUUGCUAUUAACAGAUACUAUCGCGAAGUGACAAAACAAACCCCUUGGUAUUCUCCACGGAAUGAUCCUGAAAUCCAGAUCUGGCCUAAACUUGUUCACGCGUGUAAGACACUCGAAAGAUUUGUAGAGGCGUUUCAUGCUCGCCUAGACGCCAAAAACCGAGAGAAAACAUCAAAUUAUGGAUUGAGUAACGAUGAAGAUGAACCACCGUCAGAAUUGCUCGAGACUCUCAUUCAAGGUGCUAUUUCAGAUGUCUGUCAUCAUUCCCUUGAAUCCUGGAAAGAUACGGAAGUCCAUUUUCCCUGGAUGAUCUUGAUACUGAUGUUUAUUUUGUAGGCAUUCAUAGAUGAUCCCCAUGAACGAAGAUUGGAGUAAGUAAAUUACGCAAAAAGCAUAAAAACGAAGUGAGAAAGAGCUGACUAUAAGUCACUUAAAGGCUGUGGACCGAUCUCCACCUCGUCGCCGAUGAAGUUCAAGAGCGAAUGGGAAAAACGCAUGUUGAGGGCGUCUUACUGGUGCGUGUUUCUCCAAUUAUCUUUCUUCCCUUUAGACUGGGUUGAGGAACCGCGACAAAACUUCCACCUUAGAAAUCCUUGCUGCUCUCAAAUCCAUCUUGAAAUUCUACCUCGUCGCUGAACGUGACAGUACUGACUCCUAGAUCUCCAAUAGGAAAGAAAGAUUGUUCUGAAGGAUGAGUGGUGGCAAAUGUACAAGCUUCUCGAGAACGACAAAGAGCCCUACGGACCCACUGGUGGGAAUUGGUGGUCGCACUUCGACUGGCAGAGCAUAAAUGAUAAUGGCAAUUUUGUAAAGGGACUCGAAAGGAUGGAAGAGUUAAAUUUGCUAAGAAGAAACAAUCUUCUUCUAAGGGACUGGAGUGGCAGGAAGCCAAUUAAACAACUUUAUUAUGGUACGUAUCAAUUACGCCCUUUUCUGUAGUUGUGUUGGUGGGGUUUUAGGUAAUGAGUAUACGACUUUGGAAUUGGUUUUUAACAUACUGCUAUAGUCUUUGACACAAGAGAUGAUGGACAGCACAGAGACUACCGACAGGCAAUUGACGAUUUUUACUGGCAGGUGGGUAUAAAAGCUUUCAACUUCUCCACUACAAAUCAACACGGAGUCCAAAACUGUACUACUUAUAUCUACAAUCGAUUCUUCUAGUUGAUGAGCAUUUCACCAGGAAAAUACUAACAUUCAAACUUUCUAGAUCACUUAUCUCGCUGGACUUACGCAAUGGGGUAUUUCAAAAGACAGUCCAUCACGAAGAGAAAACAUCUUCAAGGGUCUCUUUCCUAUCCAUCCAAUUGGACUGCACGCACCAAGCAAAGUCCUUCUAUUACUUUGGAACACUGACAAUGACACUCCAAGAUGUAUUAUAUGUUGGAUGGAUAUUGGCGUGGGUGAUCUCCUCGCACAGCUAGCUCUCUUGUCAAACUGGUCACACCUUACAUCAUAAAUGUAUUCUAGAAGAAUGGGGCACUGAGUUCUACGACGCCAAACAACCAUGUCCUAUUAAGGAUGGUAGUCCAUAUAACAUGCAUAAAGAAGCUGGUAUCACCCAGGAGUUCACACCAGGGCUUGAUGAAAACGCCACAUACAACUUAUUUGAUGGCUUUACAACUGAGGAUGACAAGGGGAAGGCCAAACAAAGUAAUGAAUGGGUAAGUUGUUAUUUGUGGAAAUGACAAGCCAAGCUAGCUUUGACCACCUAUACUCUAUGUUAAAUUCUUUUUGAAUCGUUUUUGAAUACAAGACUAACUGGGAGACUAUGUCUGUAGGACAUCAGACGUAAUGAGGGGACAUCAGACGUAAUGAGGGAGAGGAGAGUUUGGCAGAAUAUGAGGUGGCUCAUGUCAGAAAUUGGAGAAGAAAAAAGGAGAGAGACAGAAAAUGGGAAGUCAACGCAAAUAGGACCGGGUAUUAUGCCAUGGAAUAUCCAUCAGGCCCCGAUAAGUUGAAGGUCAACUACAGUGUUAGGAGAAAACGGAAAGGCUUAGUUGUCUCCAUAUUUGACUUCAAAGAGCCUGAUGACAAUAUUCCGUUUCCGGGUUUGUUUCCAGAGCCCGGGGAGCCACGUCCACCAACUCCAAAGGAUGAGGACGAGGGCGAUGACGAUGAGAUUAUGAGUGGGGUGGAGAACGAGGGCUCGGGUAAUGAUGAUGAUGAAUAA
Hymenoscyphus albidus is the source of this 3094-nucleotide messenger RNA. Lineage: Eukaryota; Fungi; Ascomycota; Leotiomycetes; Helotiales; Helotiaceae. The record is from the annotation of a GenBank genome assembly.